This is a messenger RNA of Microthlaspi erraticum, 1056 nucleotides long. The record is from the annotation of a GenBank genome assembly. Lineage: Eukaryota; Viridiplantae; Streptophyta; Magnoliopsida; Brassicales; Brassicaceae.
AUGGAGUUGCAUCAUGGAGAAUGUGGAUCUCACUCAGGUGGACGAAGUCUAGUAUUAAGAGCGGUGAGAGCCGGAUACUAUUGGCCGACGAUGUCGAAUGACGCGACAAGAUUCGCUCGUCAAUGUGACAAGUGUCAGAGACAUGCUCAAGUGUCGAAACUACCUCCAGAGAAUUUGAAAAGCAUAAGUUCGUCAUGGCCAUUCAUGAAAUGGGGCAUGGACAUAGUGGGAAAACUACCAACAGCGCCAGCACAAAAGGUGUUUCUCUUGGUAAUGACUGAUUACUUUUCUAAGUGGGUGGAAGCAGAGGCAUUUAGUCAAGUCACAGAUAAAGAAGUCAGAGGUUUCAUAUGGAGGAACAUCAUAUGCAAAUUUGGAGUUCCUCAAGAGAUUGUCACUGACAAUGGCCCUCAAUUUACGAGCAACAACUUCAAAAACUACUGUAUCACGUGGGGAAUAAAGCUUAGCUUCGCGACACCCAGGCACCCACAAUCCAACGGACAAGCUGAAUCUUCAAACAAAACCAUUAUACAGAUGUUGAAGAAACGGCUUGAAAGCGCAAAAGGCAAGUGGGUAGAAGAGCUCCCUGGCGUGUUGUGGGCUUAUCGAACGACAUCCAAAAUAGCAACUGGGGAAACACCUUAUUCUCUAGUGUACGGGAUGGAAGCGGUAGUGCCAUCUGAAGUCACUGUGAAAACGAUACGAACAGAGCAUCUACAAUACCAAGAAAACGAGGAGCUGAUGAAGCUCGACCUCGACCUACUCGAUGAGAAAAGGGAAACUGCAAGGAUUCAAAACUGGUGCUACCAACAGGACAUCGCAAGACGAUACAACAAAAACGUGCGAACUAGGACUUUCCAAGUUGGCGAAUGGGUACUCAGGCGCGUCUUUCAAAACACGAUGGAACGUGGUGCUGGAAAACUGGGGCCGACUUGGGAAGGUCCCUACAAGAUAACAGAAGUGCGAGGAUCAGGUGCAUACAAGCUACAAGAUAAGGAUGGGAAGAAUCAACCUAACAGCUGGAAUGCUUUGCACCUCAAAACCUACCAAUUCUAG